CGGACCACAUUCACAGAACAAUUCUACUUUUCUCUUUUUACCAUCAAUCUCAUUCACAGAUCACUUAUCACCGUCAUGGACAACAUCCAUCAAUUCGUCCAAAAAUCGGACGUCAACGCCGCUGCUUUGGCAAUCUUUGGAAUUAUUGGCGCUACCGUUGUUGCAUUCAAGGUCUUGAGCUUCCUAAAGCUUCUCUUUGAUGUUUUUCUCCGCCCAGGCAUCAAUCUAAAAAAGUACGGUGCUGGACGUGGCGGCUGGGCAGUUAUUACUGGUGCCACUGAUGGUAUUGGUAAAGAGUUUGCUUUUCAGCUUGCUUCCAAGAAGAUGAAUAUUGUUCUGGUUUCGCGUACAGAGAGCAAGUUGGCGGCCAUUGGGGCAGAGCUCGAGCAAAAGUACAAUAUUGAAACCAAGCAUUAUGCUAUGGACUUCGCUAAAGGUGCUGAUUCGGAUUAUCAAGCUCUACAGCAGUUACUUUCCCCCCUUGAGGUUACUGUUCUCAUCAACAAUGUUGGAACCAACCAUGAAAUGCCAACUCCUUUUGAACAAGAGACUGAUACUAUCAUUAAGAGUAUUGUCGAGAUCAACAUCAAUGCUGCUAUGAGAAUGACUAAGAUUGUUGUUCCUCAAAUGGUUUCUCGUAAGAACGGCCUAAUCAUCAAUCUUGGUUCUUUCGCUGGUCUUGUUCCCACUCCCUUCCUGUCUGUGUACUCCGGCUCUAAGGCCUUUUUGUCUAGCUGGUCCCAGGCGAUUGGUGCAGAACUCGCUCCCAAAGGCAUUCACGUUCAAAACGUCAACACAUACUUUGUUGUUUCUGCCAUGUCCAAGAUCCGCCGCGCCAGCAUGUUGAUCCCUAUGCCCAAACCCUAUGUCCAAUCUGUCUUGGCCAAGAUCGGUACCUCGGGUGGAGCUUCCACUCCCUAUACCAUGACUCCCUACUACAGUCAUGCAAUUGCCAAUUGGGCUAUUGAUCAUCUUUUUAGCCGCGGCUUCUGGGUCCAGCAGAACUAUAACAUUCAGACUGAUAUCCGCAAACGCGCCUUGCGAAAGAAAGAACGCGAGGCAGCAAAUUCUAAGAAGCUUUAAUGUUAAGGUUGAUCUCUCUGAUACAUUGUUAAUUUAAAAGCCUAUAAAAGACGUAGUACGUUUUAAAAAUAAUAAAAGGACCUGUCAGUGAAAGCA
Messenger RNA from Lobosporangium transversale, 1179 nucleotides. RefSeq lists its product as hypothetical. The transcript has 7 exons. The record is from RefSeq and is a predicted model, not a curated record. Lineage: Eukaryota; Fungi; Mortierellomycota; Mortierellomycetes; Mortierellales; Mortierellaceae. Bases 76 to 1083 code for a protein of 335 amino acids. Gene Ontology annotation, molecular function: ketoreductase activity. Gene Ontology annotation, cellular component: endoplasmic reticulum. Gene Ontology annotation, biological process: fatty acid elongation.